Cryptococcus amylolentus CBS 6039 is the source of this 744-nucleotide messenger RNA. RefSeq lists its product as hypothetical. Lineage: Eukaryota; Fungi; Basidiomycota; Tremellomycetes; Tremellales; Cryptococcaceae. The transcript is spliced from 3 exons. The record is from RefSeq and is a predicted model, not a curated record. Bases 1 to 744 code for a protein of 247 amino acids.
AUGACUCUCCUCGUGGUGCCUCUCCCAUCCCACAACGAACGACUGAAUGAUAUUUCGACGCUGGUGAACGCCAAUCUCCCCGAGUGGAGACCCUUUACUGUGCUGCGUGGGGGGGAGCCUAGAGGUUGCGCUGGAUGGAAUCCGGCCAAGCCCGAGUCCGAAGAUCCAGUUGGAUGCCUGAAAGCGAGGCAGUAUGGACAGACUCAGAGGGUGUUGGAGAGAGAGAUCGCACAUGAACCAAUGCAUUGGCGCUGCACUAUUGAGCAUAAUCUGGAUACCCUCAAAAACAUGAGCAAAUGUUUCUUGCCAGUAUCUGACCCCAAUUUUACCCCAUGCCCUGAGAGGCCUCUCGUCAUAUCCGGCUGGUGGUAUACUGCGGUAGUCCUAGCAGGAGGCACUUCCGGCGAAACUAUUUGGCAACGGUCUAUCGUCGACCGGUUGGAAAAGAUGGGUUACUUCUGGCUCGCAUUCGGCCCUUACGAGAAGUGGAUUCAAGUCGCGGAAAUGAUGCCAGACGUCUAUAAGACUCUUUGGGGCGCAGACACCGAGGUUGUUGCAUGCGCUACGGAUCCUCGUUGUGUAGCCAAAGAACAUUACGUUCCCCCGGAGGGUUCCGAGGACCUCUCAAUUGGUGUCCCGGAUGAAGAGAGAGGAGUGAUUCCUCUUUGGGCUCUGAACGUCGUGGAUUAUGUGCGCGCUUUUCCUCUGACUGUCAACGUAAGAUACAGGCUGGCAUUUCUCUAG